AUGAGAUAUUCGCCUCACGUUCUUGUGGCAAAAACCCCAAGCCGAUUGCGACAUUCACGUGUACAUGUGAAAUCCAGCAGUCGACAGGUUUCGCCCGUUGAACGACGUCUUCAUGAAAAACGAUUACUUGCUAAAAUAAUUGAAACUAAAAAAAGAAGACUAAAGUUAGAACAGAUUUACAAGAUUUACUUAAAAUUCGUAAAAGCUCUGGAAAACGAACUGCGUAUACAAGAAAGGGAAGUGCAAAAUGCUCUCGACAAAUUGAUGCAGAUUCUAGCAAGUGAAGAAACCUCUGAAGGAUCGAAGCACUAUGGGAUUCUCCUAGAAGCGGGAGAUACAGUAACUGAUAUCAGUGGAUUACACCCGUUGGAUACGGAAGAACUUUGCCCCUUAUCAGAUUCUACAUUAUCCCCUCAGACCCUAUCCAAUCGCAACUACUUGGCUUCAACUCUUGACCCCCUUAAAUGA
Messenger RNA from Haemonchus placei, 468 nucleotides. Lineage: Eukaryota; Metazoa; Nematoda; Chromadorea; Rhabditida; Trichostrongylidae. The record is from the annotation of a GenBank genome assembly.